This is a messenger RNA of Symbiodinium natans, 2185 nucleotides long. Lineage: Eukaryota; Dinophyceae; Suessiales; Symbiodiniaceae. The record is from the annotation of a GenBank genome assembly.
GUCCUCAAGGCCAGCGAUGGAGCCACCCUCUUCCGCUGGGCUGCCUCAGGUCAGCGUGCCGGUGCCGAGCGGCACGGAACAGGUGGAGGUGGAGGUGGGGCCGCCCCAUCCCGCACAUGGAGUGCGCUCGUCCGACCAUCACGAAGAUGAGGGCGGCGCGGGCGGACGCCGGAAAGGUCUACUCGGUUGCCGCUGUCCGGGUAUUCGCGCUUUCUUCUGGAGAUCCGGGGGUCCGUCCGAGGCCCUGAGCCAGGCGGCAGGAUCUGGAGGUGGUGUGAGGGAGGCACCUCCCGCCGAUCAACCUGCAGAGGCAGAAGCUGCUGAGCCCUCCAAGCCCGCCAAGGAGGAGCCGGAGUCCAAAGCCGAGGCUGCGCAGGUAGCCAUCUACAGCCUGCGGGACGAGAACGGCCUGCUGGCGUACUGCCGGGAUGCCAAGGUGCGGCUCGUCCGCGCCGACUUCCUCCGGGAGCUCCUGGCCGAGGCCCGCACCAUGCCCCGGCGCCAGGAAGCCGAGGGCAUGCGGACGAAGGACGGCCUCCCGGCCCUGCUGGCCCAGGAGGAGCUGGAGGCGAAGCUGCCGGGUGGCCAGGUGGGCACAACGCACCGCUUCUCGGUCAUGGCUCUUUCGCACUCGUGGGAGAGCCGCGAGAUCCCGGACGUGGCCAGGUUCCAGCUGCGAGUGCUGGUAGAAGCACUUGACACCUUCGCGAAGAUCCUGCAGAAGAUCGCCCCGGCCCAGAACCUCGCUAAGGACUGGGAGGCGGCCAUCUUUGUGGAUUACAUGUCUCUGUACCAGUUCCCAAGAACUGAAGAGCAGGACGUCUACUUCGCGAAGGGCAUGGCCAACAUGCACCUGUUGUACGCCCAUGACACGACCUGGUCGCUAAGGAUCGAGGACCUGACGCCCGGCCUCCACGACCGGCCCGGGCCCGAGCUGCCUGGGACCGCUAAGGUCUUCUACCUCCCCGACAACGCCGUGACGGAUGUGGCGCUGGCCGAGCUGCGGGACACCGACGAGACAGGUAGCUGCGGUGCGGGAUGCCACUUCGGCUGCAGCCCGCCCUGCCCGCAGCUGCACCGCAACAGCACGCCGUACCUGCAGCGCGGCUGGUGCAGGGCGGAGGUGCAGUGGUCGCUGGCGCGGACUGCCCCCUGGAAGAGCAUCAGGAUCCCCUUCCGCGAAGGCCGGAACUCAGAGGCGCCCAUGGCGCCCUCGGAGUUCCGCGCCCAAGCGGAGAGGGGGACCCUGAAGUUCACUCACAGGUCGGACCUGGAGCCGGUGCUGCAGCUCCAGGCCCAGGUCUUUCGGGAGAAGGCGCUGGAGGCCACGGGGCUGGCUCUGGCGCACCUGCCCGAAGCCCAGGUCCAGGUGCUGGCCCGGGCGCUGCCGCACUACGCGCGGCUGGGGGAGCUGUAUGUGGGCAGCAGCGAGCUGGCCGGCGAGGCCUUCCAGGCCCUGGUGCGCGCGCUGCCCUGGAGCCGCCUGCGGCAGCUGAAGCUGAUAAACUCCGGCUUCGGAGAUGCAGAGGCCGAGGCGCUUGGAGCUGGUUUGGGCGGCCACUCCUCGCUGCGGGUGCUGUAUCUGUUCGGCAAUCGCAUCGGCGACAGCGGGCUCCAGGCCAUCGCCGAGGGCCUCGCAGACCACGAGAACCUACGAGACCUAGACCUUUCCAAGAACGGCCUCGGGGAUGUGGGGACGCAGGCCAUCGCCGAGGGCCUCGCACACCACAAGGAUCUACGAGACCUAAGCCUGGCCAACAAUGGCUUCGGCGAUGCGGGGACGCAGGCCCUGGGAGAAGCACUGAAAGCUCUCCCGAACAUCGAGGACCUGAGGCUGGCCGACAACGCCAUCGGAGAUUCUGGAGCCCAGGCCCUGGCCGAAGUCCUCCAGCACCUCACGCAGAUGCAGAUUCUCGGCUUGCGCGACAACAGCUUCGGCGAUGAUGGCGCGCAGGCCUUGGCCGGGGUCCUGCCGCGACUGCUGAAAUUGACCACGCUGACCCUGAGUCAGAAUCGGAUCAGCAAUGUGGGAGCAGAGGCCUUGGUCCACGGCCUCCGCGACAAUAAGGUGCUCAAGAUCCUGUGGCUCCACAAGAAUUCCCUCAGCGACGCCGGCGUGGAGGCAGUCGCCGCUGCCUUCCGGGAUCGCACCAUGGAAGAUCUGAAGCUCCGCCCGCAGCGCUAG